Helicoverpa armigera (cotton bollworm) is the source of this 3515-nucleotide messenger RNA. RefSeq names its product ATP-dependent 6-phosphofructokinase (gene Pfk). The transcript has 15 exons. Lineage: Eukaryota; Metazoa; Arthropoda; Insecta; Lepidoptera; Noctuidae. The record is from RefSeq and is a predicted model, not a curated record. Gene Ontology annotation, cellular component: cytoplasm; 6-phosphofructokinase complex. Gene Ontology annotation, molecular function: ATP binding; fructose-6-phosphate binding; identical protein binding. Bases 208 to 2556 code for a protein of 782 amino acids. Gene Ontology annotation, biological process: fructose 6-phosphate metabolic process; fructose 1,6-bisphosphate metabolic process; canonical glycolysis.
UAAAUAAUUUAAAUAAUGUCAACAAUAUUUGUGUACGUUUUCAUGACGUUUUCUUCUUGAAAACAAAAACUAUUUUUAUUUGACACCAAUGACAGUUGUCUUGUCAUUGUGUCAUUCACCAAAGGUCACCUUGAUAAAGUAGAGGAUUUUGAAUUCGGGGAAUAAAAUAUUAUUUUUGGGUGUUGGGAUAAGUUGAACUUAUAAACGAUGGAAACGGCGACGACUCAAAGGUUUAUCGGGCGCGGUUCCCACAAGGGGAAGGGCCUGGCAGUGUUUACCAGCGGAGGUGACUCUCAGGGUAUGAAUGCCGCCGUGCGCUCGGUGGUACGAAUGGGUAUAUAUCUGGGGUGCAAGGUAUAUUUCAUUCGCGAAGGAUAUCAAGGCAUGGUGGACGGUGGAGAUAACAUAGAAGAGGCUAACUGGUCUUCUGUCAGCUCGAUCAUUCACAAAGGUGGCACUAUUAUUGGAUCAGCUCGUUGCAUGGAGUUCAUUAAGAGAGAAGGGCGCCUUAAAGCUGCCUACAACUUGGUCACUCGUGGCAUCACCAACCUGGUAGUGAUUGGAGGUGAUGGUUCCCUGACUGGAGCCAAUCUAUUCAGAGAGGAAUGGUCCAGCUUACUGGAUGAGCUGCUAGCAAACAAUAAGAUUACAAAAGAUCAGAGAGAGAAGUACAAGUACCUCCACAUUGCUGGCAUGGUGGGCUCAAUUGACAAUGAUUUCUGCGGCACAGACAUGACUAUAGGAACAGACUCUGCCUUACAUCGCAUCAUUGAAGCUAUUGAUGCUAUUGUAAGCACAGCAUACUCCCAUCAAAGAACAUUCAUUAUGGAGGUCAUGGGGAGGCACUGCGGUUUUCUUGCAGUUUACACGGCACUCUGUACGGACGCUACUUAUAGUUUUAUUUGCGAAGACCCAGCGCCUCGCAAUUGGGAUAAAAAAUUGUGUGCGAAAAUAGCUGAGGAAAGGAAAUCAGGGCAGCGUCUGAAUAUUAUCAUAGUGGCGGAAGGUGCCAUAGAUCGCGAAGGUAAGCCGAUCACUGCGGAGCUGGUGAAGAAUGUGGUGGUGGAAAACCUUCAGCAGGACACGCGCAUCACUGUGCUGGGUCACGUGCAGCGAGGAGGAUCGCCAUCAGCUUUCGAUAGGAUCCUGGGUUGUCGCAUGGGUGCUGAAGCAGUAAUGGCCCUGAUGGAGGCGUCCCCCGAGACGGAGCCGUGCGUGGUGUCGCUGGACGGCAACCAGGCCGUAAGGCUGCCGCUCAUGGAGUGCGUCAGACGUACUAAGGCUGUUGCACAGGCCAUGGCUGAUAAAAACUGGGAUCUGGCGGUGCAACUGCGCGGGCGCAGUUUUGCACGCAACUUGGAGACGUACAAGAUGUUGACUCGCUUGAAGCCGCCCAAGGAGGCUUUCGAUGCUUCUGGCAAACCUGCUGAGGGUCUAACCCUAGCCGUGAUGCACGUAGGUGCCCCCGCAUGCGGUAUGAACGCGGCGGUACGUUCCUUUGUACGUAACUGCAUCUACCGUGGAGACACCGUGCUCGGCAUUCACGAUGGCGUUGAAGGUUUUAUUAGCGGAAAUAUCGUCAAUAUGGAGUGGGCCGAUGUGACUGGCUGGGUAGCACAAGGAGGUGCCUUCCUUGGUACCAAACGCACCCUCCCCGGCGAUAAGAAGGCAGAAAUAGCAGCUCGCAUCAAACAGUUCAAUAUUCAAGGCCUGCUUAUCAUCGGUGGAUUCGAAGCAUACCAAGCCGGCCUAGAGAUCUACGAGGGUCGCGCUCAAUUCCCGGAGUUCUGCAUCCCACUGGUGGUGAUUCCCUCAACUAUCAGUAACAACGUGCCCGGCACAGACUUCUCGCUGGGGUCUGACACCGCCCUUAAUGAGAUCACCGAAAUCUGCGACAGGAUCCGACAGUCUGCUCAGGGAACUAAACGUCGUGUUUUCGUCAUUGAGACCAUGGGAGGAUACUGCGGAUACUUAUCUACUUUAGCAGGCUUGGCCGGCGGUGCCGACGCAGCCUACAUUUACGAAGAGAAGUUCUCUAUCAAGGACUUACAACAAGACGUGUACCACAUGGCGUCUAAGAUGACGGGCGGCAUUCAACGCGGUCUCAUCCUGCGUAAUGAGAAGGCCAACGAUAACUAUAACACUGACUUCAUAUACCGCCUGUAUUCCGAGGAGGGUAAAGGACUUUUUACUGCUAGGAUGAAUGUGCUUGGUCACAUGCAACAAGGAGGUUCCCCGACUCCCUUCGACCGUAACAUGGGAACCAAGAUGGCGGCCAAGUGUCUGCACUGGCUAGUAGAGACUAUCCAGAAGGGACCCGCUAACACGCCCGACUCCGCCUGUCUGCUUGGCAUCGUCAAGAGACAGUACAAGUUCUCGCCCCUUGAGGACUUGAAGGCACAGACUAACUUUGCUCAAAGAAUACCAAAGCAGCAGUGGUGGAUGAAGCUGCGCCCACUGCUCCGUAUCUUGGCCAAGCACGAGUCGACCUACGAAGAAGAGGGCAUGUACAUGACCGUCGAACAAGGAGAGAUUGACUCCGAAAAUGUUAUCUAAAAUGUUCGUAACAUGCGUUUAUCAAAAGCGGAUAGUCAAAAUAAUCCAAUCUGAAUGUUAACGCCAAGUACAUCACCGAGUUGUUUAUAUUCAACAUUUAUUUAUUUAUGACCUGCUUGGUCUAUGUGCUUUUGUAUUCUUUUUUUAAAUCAAAUGUUACAAUGGUGCAUAAUUUAAAUGAUUUUGAUAGAUGUUGUUACUAUGGUAAUCUCUAGUAGUCAAGUGUUUAAUUAACUAGCGAAUGGCACAUAAUUUACGCUCGAAAUUAUUUAUAAAUUAUGAUUAAUUUCAAAAAAGUAUUAGGAAUGAUUAUAGACUUUAUUUUAAAUUUAAAAGACGACUUUAACAGUCUGCCAUUUAGUUUGUAGGAUAGUUAUAAAAUUCAUGACACUCAAAUGAUUCUAACAUGUGUACGUUAGCUUGGGCUUUCUUACUUCCACCGUUGUUAUGUGAUUUUAAAUGCUUUAUUUAUUAUCAGUUAGUUACCACAGUACAAUGAGAUUUAUUCUUAUGUUACACAUAGACAUAGAUUAUGCAAGUUUGUGCUAUUACAAUACAAUAAACUAAUAUUACAAGAACAUAAAAGUACAGAGUGCUACAUCAUUGCUGUGGACUGACUGUUUAUUUUGUGCAAAGAGGUGUUAAUUUAUUUUAAUAGGUUCACUUUUAUAAUUUAUUUAGAAACAAAGAUUUUGUAUUAAGGAUAUUUCUUUCGAAAUUUAUAUUUAAUAAUAAUCGGCAAUCAAGUAUUUUGUAACCGAGAUUAUAUUUUAUAAAAUUAGACAUUAAGCGUAAAUUGGUAGACAAAUAUUAGUACGUUUGACAGUAUUUUAUGAGAAAAUCAUAUAAAGCUGUCCAUAUAAUCAAAAAUAUAUUAAAGAUAUGGCAAAUAUAUGUAUAAUUAUGAAGAUAAUGUUGCAAACUUAUUUUGAAAUUUUUUAAUAAACUUUACUGUCGUA